Messenger RNA from Beta vulgaris subsp. vulgaris (sugar beet), 1159 nucleotides. RefSeq names its product peptidyl-prolyl cis-trans isomerase FKBP18, chloroplastic. Lineage: Eukaryota; Viridiplantae; Streptophyta; Magnoliopsida; Caryophyllales; Amaranthaceae. Gene Ontology annotation, molecular function: peptidyl-prolyl cis-trans isomerase activity. Gene Ontology annotation, cellular component: chloroplast thylakoid lumen. The coding region runs from base 150 to 845 and encodes 231 amino acids. The transcript has 6 exons. The record is from RefSeq and is a predicted model, not a curated record.
AUCUCCCCUCUACACAAACUCUACUAGCCUGAUAGACUGGAAUACUGUGUGGAAGUGUAGUGGAACUGUGGAUAACUAAAGAUAGGCAUGAAAUUUGAAUAGAUUGGCUUCCGCUCAUAGAGCCAACAAUAUUCUCAAAUCUUAAUAUCAUGGCUUUCAAUUCCAUGACAAACACAUUCAACAGAUGGGCAGUUACCCAGAAUAAUCAAAUUAUCUCAAAAUCUGGAGAACCCCAACCAAGGCUUAAGGAGGAGAAAUCAGUAAUUGUUCCUCUUUCCACACCCAUUGCCAGACGCUGUGCAAUUCUUACUUCAUUACUCCCAAUUACCCUCAUUUCAUUGCCUCUUCCAUCCUUUGCAAGAGAAAGAAGGAGCAAGAAGAUCAUCCCUCCUGAAGACUAUCAAACUAGCCCUGAUGGAUUGAAGUACUAUGAUUUUGAUGAGGGAAAGGGGCCAGUAGCUGUAAAGGGAUCGAUAAUUCAGGUUCAUUUUGAUUGUAUAUAUCGCGGCAUAACAGCUGUCUCGAGCCGAGAAUCUAAGAUUUUGGCUGGAAAUCGAAUCAUUGCUCAGCCAUAUGUAUUCAAAGUUGGUUCUACUCCUGGUAGAGAACGGAAGCGUGAGUUCGUUGACAAUCCAAAUGGACUAUUUUCUGCACAGGCAGCUCCUAAACCUCCUCCAGCUUUGUAUUCUAUUGUUGAAGGAAUGAAACUAGGAGGCAAGAGGACUGUGAUAGUUCCCCCAGAAGCUGGAUACGGGAAGAAAGGAUCAAAUGAGAUCCCGCCUGGGGCAACAUUUACUCUUAACAUUGAAAUCUUGCAAAUAACUCCCCCACAGGGGAGCAGCUGAGCUAAUGGCUUCCUGAUUGAUCUCAAUGAAGAUUAACAAUUUUGCAAUGAUACUGAUCAUUUUUCGUACAGCAAGCUCGCCAUUAUUUUAUGUACAAAUGUCUUAUACUGUAUGUAAAUGUUGAGUGUCAGCUCUUCAUAUUCUCCUUUACUUUCUUUUACCAACUCCUGUGCAUCUCCUUUCCCCUUAGUUGUGUAAUUAGCUAGAGGCUUUUGGCUUUCUUAACUGGAAGAGAAGAAAUGUUGUAUUCUUGUUACAUCCAACAUCUAUGAAUUUUAAAUCUAAGUUGAUGGGAAUAUUACUCGAAUGAUUCA